AUGUCGCAGAACACAGGAGCAGCAGCAAAUGGUGCUAAAGAUGAUAGCAGCAGUGCGAAUAGAGCCAAUGUAUCAAGCACGUCAAAAGAGAAUCGAGUAGGAGCGACUUUGGGGAAGUUUGAUAGCAGGCCUGAAUCAGUCGAAUACAAGCGGAUCGGUAGGGCCGGGAGUGGAUACCAGUCUGAUGUUCUUAUAUGCGAAGAAUUAGUCUCAGGGAAACCGUCUGGAGAGAAAGUGGUCGCAAAAAAAGAAGUGCCUAAAUAUUCAAGCAAAUCCGCUCUUGAGCACGAGACUUUCGUUCAGGCGUAUCUCAAAGAGAAGUUGAACGAUUCUGCAUACAAUUUUAUCGUUAAAUAUAAAGGGCUGGAAGACAUGGAAGAUGUCCAGUGUCUCCUCUUCGAGUAUCUCGAAGGAGGUGACAUCAAGCAUUACAUAGAGAGUCCUGUAUCAGGCGAAGAAAGAGAAAAGCAGAUUGCAAUUUGGAUGAGAGAUAUACUGGUUGCACUCGCUAUUAUCCAUUCCCUGGACAUACUGCAUAGAGAUGUUAAGCCAAACAAUAUGAUCCACUCAGGUGAGAAUGGAAGCAGAGCAAAAUUGGCCGACUUCGGAUCUUCCGCGUUUUUGGAGCCGCCUGAUAGGAAGGUAGAAAGCAGCGGAGCGUAUAAAUACAGAAGUCCAGAAGGUCAUCUUACUAACCGAGUGAAUGAUAAAGCUGACAUCUUUGCGUUGGGAUUAUCGACCUAUGAAUUGCUUUCAAGGAGGCGACCGUACAUCAAGUCAAGUGAACAGAUUCCAGACAGAGAAUAUCUCAAUAGGAUCAGAGACAGUGCUCCAGAUUUUGACCUUCCUGAGCUCAAGCACUUUUCGGCAGAAGCCAUCGAGUUCUUAAAGAGAACGCUAGAGAAAGAUCCAGAGAAAAGGCCGAAUGCAGUGACGGCACUGCAGGACUGCUGGUUCCGUCGCUUUGAACUAGAUCCAAUUGUUAGACCCGGUGAUAAUUGGUGGUUAAUAAAGAAGACGGAUAUUGGUUCAGGGGCGAGGCCCCCAGUUACGAUUCAGAUAUGA
Fomitiporia mediterranea MF3/22 is the source of this 1065-nucleotide messenger RNA. RefSeq names its product kinase-like protein. Gene Ontology annotation, cellular component: cytoplasm. The transcript is spliced from 10 exons. Gene Ontology annotation, biological process: protein phosphorylation. Lineage: Eukaryota; Fungi; Basidiomycota; Agaricomycetes; Hymenochaetales; Hymenochaetaceae. Bases 1 to 1065 code for a protein of 354 amino acids. The record is from RefSeq and is a predicted model, not a curated record. Gene Ontology annotation, molecular function: protein serine/threonine kinase activity; ATP binding.